AUGGCCCCGAAAGUGUUCAUAACCGGUGUGACGGGAUACAUCGCAGGGGAUGCAAUUUACGCAAUUUCAAAAGCGCAUCCAGACUGGGAGUACACCUGUCUCGUACGUACUGAAGAGAAAGCCGAGCGAGUGCGGCAGGCUUUCCCAUCGGUGAAGGUUGUGCUUGGCGAUCUCGACGCCUCGGAACUACUCGAGGCUGAGGCCUCCCAGGCAGAUAUCGUUUUACACGCGGCAGAUGCAUCUGAUCAUGAGGGCGCAGCCAAAGCAAUUGCUGCCGGUCUGGUCAAAGGUCACUCCAAGAACAAUCCCGGGUACUGGCUUCAUACUGGCGGUACUGGCAUUCUAACGUACAACGACUCGAAGGACAAUUUUGCAGGCUUGGGCAAGUGGAGCGACAAGCAAUAUAACGAUGCCAGUGGUAUCGAAGAGCUAACGAACCUUCCUGAUGACGCCUUCCAUCGGAAUGUUGACAAGAUCGUCCUCGAGACGGGUAUCAAGCACCACGAAAGUGUGAAAACUGUCAUAGUGUGCCCACCCACCAUCUACGGCAAGGGACGUGGUCCGGUUUCAGUCCGAGGCAGGCAGCUGUACGAGUUAGCUAAGCUGGUCCUCCAGAAGGGAUACAUUCCCAUUAUUGGCGAGGGCAAAGCUCGAUGGAACAGUGUCCACGUUGGAGAUCUCAGUGAUGUAUACCUUCUAUUGUCCGAGAAAGCGGCCAAGGGGGACACGAGCGAUGAGCUCUGGGGAGCAAAGGGAUAUAUACUGACCGAGAACGGCGAGCACAUCUGGGGUGACCUAGCCAGACACGUAGGAAGAGAAGCCGCCAGACUCGGUCUCAUCUCUGAGCCCAGGGAGGGCUCGCUUGGUAAGGACGAAGCCAUUGACCAGGCCGGAUUCGAAGCCGUAUCGUGGGGUCUUAACAGUAGGGGCAAUGCUGAGCGGGCGCGUAAGUUUCUGGGCUGGAAACCAUCGCGGCCAUCGAUAGAAGAAGAAGUUCCGGAUACUCUCAAGCAGGAGAAUGAGAGGAUCAAAGGGCCGGCAGUUUGA
Cyphellophora europaea CBS 101466 is the source of this 1047-nucleotide messenger RNA. RefSeq lists its product as uncharacterized. The transcript has 3 exons. The coding region runs from base 1 to 1047 and encodes 348 amino acids. The record is from RefSeq and is a predicted model, not a curated record. Lineage: Eukaryota; Fungi; Ascomycota; Eurotiomycetes; Chaetothyriales; Cyphellophoraceae.